AUGGAAACCAAAUGCCAUAACAACAAGUGUAAAGUUUGGCAAAAUGACAUUAAUUUGCAUUCUGGUACAUGUUUGAUGGUUAAGGUUCUUCGUUCCAGGGUUUUUAAGCUCCUUGGUCGGUUCUUGAUGGUUUUUUCUUUAUCCAUUGUGUUACUUAAAUUCAUCGUGAACAACAAAACUGGUAUGAACCCUGAAAUUAUCUUCGAUAAUGCUGUUGUCGCCGCUGAUCCGGUUAAUCUGGAGUUUCUGCCAGUUUUGUUCAAUGAUUUGAACAAUGAAGAAAAAGAAACCAUUCAAGGUUCUUUGUUAUCGACGAAAAUUGAUAUGGAAUUCAGUGAUGUAAAUGAUUUGAAAGAAAAAAGCUUUGUCCCCAAUGAGUCCUUUGAUUUCAUCUUCACAAAAAGAUUUCAAUCCACACACGAAUUCAUCGACCGCAUCCUCAAAGUCGGUGGCAUCGUUUCUGUUCAAGAGCUGGGUGAAUGGUCUUCACAUUCAUUCAACAAUCCGUCUGAUUAUAAGAUUGUUUACUACAAGAAAUUUCAGUCGAUAAAUGUUUUUGUAAUGAAAAAGCUCAAAAAUGUUCGAACAACCUUGGCCACCACCAAAAGGCGGCUCUUAGGGUAUAACACAUCGGAAGCAAAGAAAGCGGCAUUGAAGAAACUAGAAGAUGUUCUUCUCGAACCGCCGAGAGCGUUCUCGGGGACAUCGAAAACCUACCGCAAACGAACCAAAUAUUUACCGGACUUAUUGGGGGACACGCUCGAAAGCUACCCUCGUCGGGUUUUCAUCGACGUGGGCUCGCUGGAGGAAGACGUUGGCAGCAGCACCAACUGGUUUUCCAAGCACUACCCAACACGGAACCUGGAAUUCGAGAUGUACAAGAUUGAGACACUGACCAAGGAGUCAUGGAAGAAAAAGGCGGUGCCGGAGACGAUGGGGAUGUCGGAUUGGCUGAGAAAGAACGUGAAAGAAGAAGAGUAUGUGGUGAUGAAAGCAGAGGCGGAAGUGGUUGAAGAUAUGGUAAAGAGCAAAGCUAUAAGAUUGGUUGAUGAAUUGUUCUUGGAAUGCAACCCUAAAGGAGUUGGUGGAAGAAAGAAUAUGAGAAAAAGGGCUUACUGGGAAUGUUUGGCUUUGUAUGGCAAGUUGAGGGAUGAAGUUGUUGCGGUACAUCAAUGGUGGGGUUGA
Messenger RNA from Hibiscus syriacus, 1185 nucleotides. RefSeq lists its product as uncharacterized. Bases 1 to 1185 code for a protein of 394 amino acids. The transcript is spliced from 2 exons. Lineage: Eukaryota; Viridiplantae; Streptophyta; Magnoliopsida; Malvales; Malvaceae. The record is from RefSeq and is a predicted model, not a curated record.